Messenger RNA from Closterium sp. Naga37s-1, 1635 nucleotides. NCBI's taxonomy places the organism in Eukaryota, Viridiplantae, Streptophyta, Zygnematophyceae, Desmidiales, Closteriaceae. The record is from the annotation of a GenBank genome assembly.
AUGCGCCAGCUAAGCGCAUCCCCUCACGCUCUCCUGCUGAGUCAGCACCUGGUGUUGCUGACUCACAGCAGCCAUCCACGGAGGGGGAGGGUGGGGAGGAGGGAAGGGGAUGAGGGUAGGGAGAGGGGGAGAGGGGGCGGGGGUGUGGAGGGAGGUUCAGGCGUUAUAAGGAAGAAUAAAGCUGACGAGGACCAUCCUAUAGCAGUCAUCCUUAAUGUGGCUAAGGAGGAAAUUUCUCUCCACAUCCCCACGGUCUUUGUAAACGGUUCUCUCCCGAGCCAGUCCCCCAAUUCCGCCUGGGCAGAAGUGGGGGGAAGGAUGCGCGCAUGGGGGGAGGCAGGGGAGGCGGAGGGGAAGCAACAGGGGGUGAUGGGGGGGCUUGGCGUUGGGGGGGAAGGGGAGGAAGGAGGAGGAGAAAGAGGAGGGGGGAGAGGAGGGGACGCGGAAGGGAGGCCGGGGAGGAGGAGCAGAUGGGGAAGGAAAGAGGGGAGCAUGAUAGGAAGAAGUAGAAGAAUGCCUAAGGGAACCAAGGAGGCAGCAGGGAGAUGUAUGGCAUGGCUCAUGGAACACGAUAGGAUCAUUCUGAUGUGUGCUGAAGCCUUGCAGUUGCAUCGACAGCGGUCUAUUCAGCAACGAAAAGGACUCGACUCGGCUUUUCCCUCCUCCUCCUCCUCCUCCUCCUCCUCCUCCUCCUCCUCCUCCUCCUCCUCCUCCUCCUCCUCCUCCUCCUCCUCCUCCUCCUCCUCUCACCCCCCUCGUCACAUAAGGCUGCACCAUCGGGUUCGGUACCUACGCUCCCUCCUCUCCUCCCCUCCCUGCAGAUUUCCCCUGCCCCGCCUGCUGCUUUCCCAAAAGGAGAGAGCCGAAGAGGCGUUGCAGAGACUCUCCCCUCACCUCUUCCCCUCCUCCCCUCCUGCCGUCUCUUUCCUCUUGCAGUACUUUCGGCAGCCGGGAGAACAAACAGGUGGCACGGAUUCUGGUGACGGCAGCAGCAGCAGCAGCGGUGGUGGUGAUGGGGACAAGUUCAAGAAUGGCCGUUUCCUUAGGGUGGUAUUCAACCACAACGCCCACGAAAUAAGGGGGUACAACGCGGCCGCCCGCACUGCCCGGGGAACCACAAUAGCGCUCCUGCAAGACGAUGACAUCCUGCCCCCCGACUGCCGUUGGAUCUGGAGGAUCCUACGGCUGAUGAAGCAGCAGCCGGCUGUAGCAGCAGUGGGUUACCGCACGGGAAGAGUGGACAUGAACGGGCCGUUAUGGGGAGAAAUCAAUUCCUGGUAUCGGCAACCUUAUGAAAUAUUUUCACACCCAAGCCAGGACAGGAGGACUGGUAUCAGGAGUUACUUUGCCGGGGUGUUGGAUUUUGCACCGUUUGUGAUGCGGAGGGAUAAGUAUUUGCUGCUGGGGGGGUUGGAUGAGGGGGAGGCGCCGAGGGGGCAGAGUGCAAUCAUGGCGGACUGGCAGAUGACGUUUCGGGCGUGGUUUGCCGGCAUGCAGGUGGGUUUGCCGGCAUGCAGGUGGGUUUGCCGGCAUGCAGGUGGGUUUGCCGGCAUGCAGCUAGAGUGGCCGCCGUGUUUUCGUGAAUGGGGAGAUGAUGACGUGGAUGGGGAGAUGAUGACGUGGAUGGGGAGAUGA